AUGCCUGGCAAUGGCCCGGAAUCACCCACACUGCACGGAAUGUCACUGGAGGCAAAUGCUACGCCAGAUCCUACCGGUGCAGUCGCUCCCGAUUACGAGGAUCUCGACCCUAAGGACCUGCUUACACCGGAACAACGAGCAAAGAAACUCAUUCGAUCGCUGGCAGCCAGAAUUAUACUGGUGGACACCGAGGUCUCGAGCUACCUCGCUUUUAAAGAGCGAACCGGCAAACUGAGCAGAUACAUUUUGCAAGAAGACGUCGCUUCCACUUUGAUCAAGCUGUACGACAUUUGUGGUCAUUUCUCCGACCGCAUUACUCAACAACGAGCGGUCGGGAAAUACUAUUGGCCCUCGAGGUUUCACGACAUCGUCAAACACUGCCGCGAGACCGCAGGGCGAGCGCUACAUCCUGGUAGGAGUCGACUACUGCACUCGAUUCCUAUUCGCACGACCCUUGGGGCAGACAUUACUCCAGAAGACCAGGUACGGGUGCAGUCUAUACUCGAUAAGAUGAAGACGGACCUAUCAGCUCUCCUGUUAGCGUCGUUAGCCGAGGAACACCACGCAGUACGACUUGCGAGACUGGACGAGAUCAGGACAUCGACACUCGACAGACGAUUGCGCUACCAAAUGAAAUUGGCAGAAGACGAUAAGAAGCGGGGGCCAGCACUGAAGGCAGGGGACGCCGUAUUAGUCAGAAGGCUGCAACAAGAUCAAGAGCACGGACACAAGUUCGAAGUGAAAUAUGAUAGCCUAUACAUCUUAGAGAAGAUCACAUCGUCAGGACAAGCGGGGAUACUGAAGUCUAUGCAUGGGGAGUCUCCGUUGCAGGGCAAGAAAUACUACUUGAACGACCUACGGCUCUUUGUUCCAGACUCCGAAGGCCGCUGGAAGAAGACCUCCAAAGCGAACCGCGCGAUUCAGCUUAAGCUAAGAGGGGAAGUUAACCAGCGCCGCAAGUUCAAGAAACACAACAAAGAGCGAGUAGCGCAAGGAUUGCCAGAGCUGCCCAACCCCGACCGCCGACAUCACCCUGCUAUCGACGACCCACUAGGCCCACGAGAUGUCAGCUGGAAUCCAUCGAUCGGAAUCGGUGAGCCAGCUAAAGCAGACGAAACAUCGACAGCAUACUGGGACCGCAAGUCCGUUGCGCUGUCCGAUCUUCUCAAAUGA
Molecule: messenger RNA, 1173 nt
Organism: Zymoseptoria tritici IPO323
Lineage: Eukaryota; Fungi; Ascomycota; Dothideomycetes; Mycosphaerellales; Mycosphaerellaceae
Exons: 4
Coding region: 1-1173 (390 amino acids)
Source: RefSeq, a predicted model, not a curated record